CGUGGGAGAUACAGUCGCAUUCUUAACUCCGGUUCUGAAGGCUGGGUCCUUCUCCUACUCGUCUACCACACUGCCUACCACAAACAAGCUACCACACUCUACACACACACACACACACAUUGCCCACCACACUGCACAUUUGGAGCAGGGAAUUCUUCUGAAGUAAGAGAUCUUAAGGACGGAUGUUGCCAUUUAUGCGGAACGUCUUCAGGUAGCGCACUGCUGAAAUACGACUGAGGCACCAUGACGAGCUUUACGUGGUUCAGUAGCUGCUGCUUCAUCGGUGUGCUGGUAGCUAUCUCUGGGGUACUGGCUGUCACUACCACUUCCGAAGCGCUAGAAACUAUUGACACUACCACCACGAUAACCACUGUUGAGUCUACCCCUCCCACCACGAUAACCACUGUUGAGUCUACCCCUCCCACCACGAUAACCACUCCUACCACGAUAACCACUUCUACCACGAUAACCACUUCUACCACGAUAACCACUCCUACCACUUCUACCACGAUAACCACUCCUACCACUUCUACCACGAUAACCACGUCUACCACUCCUACCACGAUAACCACUCCUACCACGUCUACCACGAUAACCACUCCUACCACGUCUACCACGAUAACCACUCCUACCACGUCAACCACUCCUACCACGAUAACCACUCCUACCACGUCUACCACUCCUACCACGUCUACCACGAUAACCACUCCUACCACGAUAACCACUCCUACCACGAUAACCACUCCUACCACGUCUACCACGAUAACCACUCCCACCACGGUAACCACUGCUGAGCCUACCACGAUAACUACUGAGCCUACCACGAUAACUACUGAGCCUACCCUGAUAACCACUACAGACAGUCCUACCACGAUAACAACUACUGAGCCUACCACGAUAACAACUACUGAGCCUACCACGAUAACUACUGGGCCUACCACGAUAACAACUACUGAGCCUACCACGAUAAUCAGUACAGACAGUCCUACCACGAUAACAACUACUGAGCCUACCGUGAUAACCACUACAGACAGUCCUACCACGGUAACUACUGAGCCUACCACGAUAACUACUGAGCCUACCAUGAUAACCAGUACAGACAGUCCUACCACGAUAACCACUACUGAGCCUACCGUGAUAACCACUACAGACAGUCCUACCACGAUAACCACUACUGAGCCUACCACGAUAACCAGUACAAGCAGUCCUACCACGAUAACCACUACUGACACCACCCUCCAAACCAGCAGUGAUCGUUCCACCGACAUAUCCACUGCUACAGCCUCGGCCACCACCACUGAGGGCUCCACGUGCAAGAACAACCUUCAGCUCGAGCUUCUUCUACCGAGGACGCUUAGUGCCUCGUGGGAGCCGUCAGAUGACGAACUUUAUGAAAUCUGCUGGAACUGGGCCACACGAAACCAAUCUCUCUGUAACGAAACUUUGGACACGAAUGCAACACUGACGGUUCCUGCAGGAGAGGUGAUCGACGUGCGGGUCAGCACCUCCAGCAGUGACUGCCACGGCCGAGCCUAUAUCCCAUGGCAGCUGCGAGCAGCGACCACGGCCACGACCAUCAUGGUGGAGUGGGAGUCUGGUGCGAGCCUCCUCCAGGUGUGCACCGCCCUCGGUGAUCAGGGUAGCAACAAUCGAUCCGCUCCUGUCUGCCUGCCAGUGUCUCCCAGCGUCCAGUACCACAUCUACCACGACCUCCGGCCCGACUCCGGCUACAAAGUCACUGUUACACAGAAUAAUACCUCUGCCAGCUUCCUUGUACGGACCAACCGAACGGAGAGGUCUGCGAGCCUGGCGUGGCGCUGCAACCUGGAGGAGGCGUGUGGCGACGAGGGCGCCUGCUUUCCCGCCACCGACGGCCUGGUGGCGCCCGCCCAGGGUGGCGGGAAUAUCCAGCAGCAAGACGACGUACCCGACGACUAUCCUUACACCUGUCGCUGCCUCGACGACAGCUGCACUCCCGUCCUGGAAGAUCGCGUAGUGGAAUCCUCGACGACGCUGACAACUGACGAGUACAUGGUGAUCACGCACGCCGAUUUCUCUACCAACACCAGCAGGUUGUCUCCGUCGGCGACACAGUCGUCGUACCCAGGCUGCGUUCUCCCGAACGCCUUGGCCAUCCUCAAGUAUUGGUGUGCCGGGAAGCACCAGUGUACCAUCGAGUACGAGCGUCUCCACAGCUACCUGGAAGAGUCUCAGGUCUGUCGACACAACACUGACCUCGAGGACUUCACUCUGACGGUCCGUCUGACUCAAAACACCACCAGUCCAGUCUGCCAGGAUGAGCUGUUCUUCUUCAACAACACGUGUUUCGAAACCCACGAUCCCACCGAUUUCGAAUCCGGUCGCAAUAUCUGCCUUCAGAGUGGAGGAGAUCUCGCGAGUUUCAUCAAUGAUUCGAGUUUCUACAACCACUGGACGGAAGAGUGGUGGACGCUGGGUGUUGAGGAAGGAAGCACUCGAACACCGCGACUGUUUGCCCGGACACCAGACCAGGCAUAUGUUUCAGGCGGCAAUUAUAUCCGGUGUGGGGAAGAGUGUUCGAGUAAGAGACUGCAGGUGGUGUGUGCCCUCCCGCCAGUGUUCAGGCCGCUGCCCCGCCUCACCACCUCCCUCCUCCCACCUAACGACUCCUGCGCGAACAACACCUGCCAGAAUGGAGCCACUUGCUUUCCCGCGUCCAAGGCUCUGGGUCUGGCCGACCCGUCCUUCAGCACGGCCAUGUGUCGCUGUCCGCCCGGGUACACUGGGCUCAAAUGUGAACUUCAAGCUGACAACGAGGAAAAGCUUGUUGUUGUGAACGGUGGCAACUACAGGUUCUCGACCGAUGAUUCGCUGGUGUGGAAGGUCGAGUUUGCUCUCUUCGGUCGCAACGCUUCGGUCAACCAAACAUUCUCUGGUUGCUACGCCGCCUCCGCCCUGUCGUUACUUCGCCAGAAGUGCGAUGGACGGCCGUCCUGUGAGGUGUCGCACGAGGACCUCCACAACCACCUGUCGUCCACCUGCCACCCCGCCGUCACCCCCUACCUCAGCCUCCGCCUCGCCAAACACCCCAUCGAUUCCGAAUGGCGAUGUUCCGAGGAAGCAGCAUCUCCAGACAUGACUGGAGGCUGUUUGGUUGUCCCGGACGGUAACUACUCUGACCCACAGGAAGCCAAGCUCGCUUGUAACGCCCAGGGAGGUGACAUGGCCCUUAUGUCUCUGUACAACAGUACUGUAGCUGUCUGCCCGCCUGACGUGGGGUCAGUGUGGGUAGAUGCCUGGGAUGACGCCAACGCUUUAGCGGCUUUUAAUAUGUAUGUUAAAGUUCCAGAUGCCCUAAACUGUACGGACAGAGAUGAUAUAGACGGGCAACGGUCUGUUCUUUGUGAAUACCCGAUGGUGCUCGAACAUAAUCCCCCAACAGAGGCACCAUCAACUCCAAUACCAACGCCUUCAGCAACCACCACCAACGCUUCCACACCCUCAACGGUUCCUUCAUCGACCACCACUUCCACAACUGUCACAACCUCGACUACAAGCUCUACAACCAUUGCAGCCUCGACUACAAGCUCUACAACCAUUGCAGCCUCGACUACAAGCUCUACAACGAUUGCAGCCUCGACUACAAGCUCUACAACCAUUGCAGCCUCGACUACGACACCAGGCCCCCGGCGCCCGUGCCCCGAGUGCGUCCCGCUGCCCGAGGUGUACCCUGAGUACAAGUGGAACCAAACGGAGCCAGGGGAGACACGGACGCAGAACUGUCCGGACACUAGCGACGCCAAUGCCUCUUGGACCUGUGGCUCCGACGGCCACUGGAUCGACGAGCCAGAUCUCAGCGCCUGCAGCAAUCUGCAGCUGGAGGAGUGGGCGUCUGCGCUGUCCGACAACUCCACCAACACUACGGCCGGGGACAUAUUAACGGACUUCGUCGCUAACACCACCAGCACCAACAUGGCGCCAGGCGACGUGGCGGGGACUGUGAAUCUGCUGGAGGCGGCAGGGGAACGCCACAGGAGAGACCGGCAAGGCUUGACAGAUCCCGACCAGAUCCUUAACGUCACCAGCACCUACGUCAGCUCCGUCUCCCUGGUCGUCGACAGGCUCCUGAAGCAGGCGCAGGUGUGGUUUGGGCUGCCGGAGGCGCCUCGCCGCAGGAAUUGUACCGUAAUGCAGGAGCUUCUACAGUCGGCGGUGGAGGAGAUGGCGCAGCUGCUGGAUGCCCAGAGCAAGAGCUACCAUCGUGAGACCGUGGGUGUGGAGGCGGAGAGCUUCAACCGACAGCACUAUGCUGACGACAACAACCGCAUCUACACCCACAGUAAUGAUUCUGGCAGCAAAAUAGAGCUUCUGGAGAGCCUCCAACAGUCUGGUAGAACGGCUGAUCAGGUGGCUGUCACUUUUAUGGAGUUUACAACUCUCCAGUGCGUUCUCGGGCGAGGGAUUAUCUGCAACCCUGCGGGUCUGCAGACGGCGCUGGCCACAGGAGGAGUAGUGUACCCUCUCCAGGAAGUAGUUAAUGGGUACAUAAUGGGCAUGACUCUCAAUGACACCCUCAGGAGCGUCGAGUCCCCUCAAGGCGCCGCCGAUAACCCGAGGGUCAGGAUCACUUUCAGGCACAUCUUUUCAGGCGACAGGUACAACUUAAAUGGGAGCAGCAAGUUGUGCGUGUGGUGGGACCCGGUCUCCAGCUCCUGGUCCCCGGAUGGCUGCUGGCUCGACUCCAGUAGCGACUACUUCAGCGUCUGCUCCUGUAACCACCUCACAAACUUCGCCAUCAUCAUGGACAUCAACGGCAUCAUCGAUGUUAAUGAUCCUGUGCUGGUGCUGAUCACAGACAUCGGCUGCGGAUUGUCGUUGGUGUGCCUGGCCGCAGCGGUCGUCACCCUGGUCGUCAUGAUCCGGGGACGACAGGUCGUCAGUACCACCAGCGUCGUCAUUCACCUCAACUUGUGCUGCUGCCUCUUCGUCUCCACGGUGGUGUUGCUAGCUGGACUGGACAGCACGGAGAGCAAGGUGGGGUGCGCCGCGGUGGCCGCCAUCCUUCACUACCUUCUGCUGGCCUACUUCUGCUGGAUGGGGGUCGAGGGCGUCUGCGUUUACCUCCUGCUAGUGAGGGUGUUCCGGACGGCCACGUCACCUCUGCCCUACUAUCACGCAGUGGCCUACGGCGCCCCAGCGAUCAUCGUGAUCAUAUCUGCAUCCAUCAGUCCUGAAGGCUACGGCACCGAUAGUUUCUGUUGGCUGGAUCCUAUGGAUCAGGGACUGAUAUGGGCCUUUGCUGCGCCUGCGCUGGUCAUUCUCCUGGUGAACGUGGUGAUGUUCGUGCUCGGGGUGCGGGUGUUGGUACGCCAGCGGGAGAGUCGCUCUGGUGGCGGGAAAAAAGAAAAGAAGAGAAAAACGCUGCUGCUGAGGCGCUCCGUCACCCUGGCCACCGUGAUGGGCCUCACCUGGCUCACCGGGUUCCUCUACUUCUCUCAAGGCACGAAGGCGCUGGCGGUGAUCUUCACGCUGUUCAGCUCGCUGCAGGGCGUGAUGCUGUUCCUGGUGCUGGUGGUGGUGCCCCCAGCACCCAGGGCUUGCUUCCUCGACCUCGUCUUCUGCCGCUACUUCAAGUUCUCAAGGCCCCAGGGUAGGGCAAGUAUUGCCGCCAACACACUUGGAUUAACGCAUUCUAACUUCAGCAUCUCUGAGACCACCCCCAUCGACCCCCGGGAAUCCUCGGAGUUUGACUUCAACACCAGGGACCCCCAGGACCCUGGUGCUGACCUAGCUGGGGAUCCACCAGAUUUCACUCCUCAACCUGUGCCCAUUGACCCGCGGGGCUCCGCGGAGCUGGAUAUUCACGUCGCCAGGGACCUGAAGAAUCUUCACACGAACUGGAACCCACAGGAUCUCCGUUCGAACUGGGGAGAGGAGAACCGCCGCAAGAAUUGGGAUUUGUUAAACCGCGUACGCGACGCUGUUUCAAGGCGGCGGUGACCAGAGGUUUGAGAGCCAUUUUGAAGAUGGACAGAAUUUAGGAAACCUUCCAUUGGAGCUGCAAUGCAGAACCGGUAUCUGAAAAAUCGUAUGAGCCGGGGUUAGAGGAGCCCUUAUAUGAAUCGUCCUGGGGCGAAACCUUGGGCCAGAUUCAAGAAAGUACUUACGCAAGCACUUACGAACGUGUACAUCUUUCCUCAAUCUUUGACGGCUUUGGUUACAUUUAUUAAACAGUUUACAAGCAUGAAAACUUGCCAAUCAAU
Molecule: messenger RNA, 6242 nt
Organism: Procambarus clarkii (red swamp crayfish)
Lineage: Eukaryota; Metazoa; Arthropoda; Malacostraca; Decapoda; Cambaridae
Product: latrophilin-like protein LAT-2
Biological process (GO): cell surface receptor signaling pathway; adenylate cyclase-activating G protein-coupled receptor signaling pathway
Cellular component (GO): plasma membrane
Molecular function (GO): G protein-coupled receptor activity
Source: RefSeq, a predicted model, not a curated record